Molecule: messenger RNA, 3860 nt
Organism: Neolamprologus brichardi
Lineage: Eukaryota; Metazoa; Chordata; Actinopteri; Cichliformes; Cichlidae
Source: RefSeq, a predicted model, not a curated record
CCCCAUCUUCCUGAGGCUCAACAUACAGUUCAUCGCCGAUCCUGGACAGAGAAUGGACGGCUUUGGCCAGUACUGGACGAACAACAGAAGAAGACUUCUGCUGCUCUUCUUGAGGAUUCAGCAUUAGUGGAGGCAGCAUAAGAAGCAGCAGUUUACACAGAGAAGAAGAAGAAGAAGGAUUUGUACCUCUGGACGUUUAACUGGAAGAGGUGGAUCUUUCUUCAUAUUUGCUAUGAAGCAACUACAUUGUCAUGGAAAGGGAUUGGAUUAUUCAGAAAGGCGAAAGCAGCCAUAACAGGUGUCCUUCUAACAAGAACUGGACCAAAGAGUGAUAUCUUCUACACAAAGGUAUUUUUCCACUUGUCAUGCUGGUUGUAAAGCGACGAAUUAUAUUAUUUGCAUAGAGUCCGUCCUUGUGUAUCCAGUUUCACUGUGGUGUUGACACGUGUUUCUGCGACUUCUGGAUUUAGAGGACUUAGAGGUUGUGUUACUAGAUGUCUCAGUCACCUAAUCCAGCAGACUCCCAGGCCCUGCUGCAGUCCAUGCUGCAGAAACUGAAGCUGCAGUCGGAAAGAGAGGGCCAGGGGCACCGGCACACUCUUGGACCAGAAAACAGCAGCCCAGGUACUAAUGGCAUCCCUUCAAAUAAGGUCAGGAGCCCUGCUGCAGACAGCAACUUUAGCUUCAAAUUUGGUCAUCUACAGCAGCCCGGUCAUGGAGGCGGGGUGGACAGGGGUUUUAUUUCCUUCCCCUCCCAGAAAGACAACAGUGUUGGUGACACUGGUGAUAGCAGGGUUAUGGGACAGGCGACACAGCCUGCGAUCGCCCCAACAGUAACAGGGCAGCUGUUUCCUACCACAUCACUUAAAGAUGCUUCCUUUGAGAGGACUGAUAGUGAGAAGUGGAGUUUUGGCAAUUCUGCAAUGAAAAGAAGCAUGCCUCCUAACACAGAUGCUGCCCAAAGCAUGGGAGUGAAUGAGAACCAGGAGCAGGGCUUUAAACCUAAAGUCUACCUGUGGGCCGUGAAAAACACAGACCCUUUCGCAGGAGGUCAAGACAAUAAAGAGUUAAUUGUAGAAAAUGGAGGAUUUGGAGCGAUGGCAGAAAACAAAGAUACCCAGGUUGCCUCAGACAGUCAAAAAACAACAAACAGUAGCGUGAGGAGGAAACAGAGAUCAUCUGAGAAUAAAACCAGAAGGUGGACGCAGAGGCUCAAGGAGCGAUGGAAGGACAGACAAGGAAAAAAGGGAAAAGAAGAAGAAGGAAGCAUAGGAGACCAGAAGAGUGGGGAGGGACCUGAGAUUUCACACCCAAACCAGGUUACAGAAAGCCUCAUCAAUGCGUCAAAUAAGGAUGAAAGGACCCUCCGUUCACUGGACACCAGUGGAGCCAGUAAAAUGCUUCCUGCACGCACAGAGGACGCCACUAACGACAGCCACAUCAGACCUGCCAGUGACUUUGAAUUGGGCCUCGGGUCAUUCAGCCUGCUGGAAGAGAUCACUAAGGGCCAAGAGUGGGCUAAGUUCCUCAGUCCCAGCCUUUCAUCCUCAUCAGCAAAUCAGAGACCAUUAGAGGACCCAAUGAGCCAACCCCCAAACCAACUAAAUCCUCACAGUAGCACUCCGUCAAAUGGGAUUUUGAACCAACUUGGCAGUGGGGACAACCAGUGGAGCUUCAGGAGCACAGAGUCAUCACGGGCCACAGAUUUCAGCAUGGCGCAAACAUUGCCUAAUGCUUUCCCAGCUGCAAGUUCGGACAUUUCGGGUGGAAAACUACAUCUGACUGACCCUUCAGAAGCAAUGGAAGAUGGUCACAACUACCCACAUAUGCAGUCUGGAGCGAGCAGACUGGAACAGCAAAUAAGACCGCCAUCAUUUGUAGUGUCUACAAAAAAUCCACUUAACAAGGCGUUGAAGAGCCGAGUCGCCCUCAACAGAAAGAGACAGCAUCAGUCAGCUGACAGGAGAGACGACAGGCUUCAAGCCGACAAAAUAAGUGAUGGAGAGCAGACAAACAGAGAAGGGGAUAUGUCUUCACUGAAUCCUACGAGCAGCCAGAUGAUGGUUGAAACAGGAGAGUCAGAGCACGAGAACGUAAUACCCUUAUACACCCUAAACUCUCAUUCAGCCUCUCUCUCCCCAACUGCUUUUAAUCCUUUGGCUCGAGCGCCCCAUGGUGUCCUCAAAUACCCCGUAUCCCCAGAGUCGGAGUCCUCAAUGGAGACAGUGACUAAAAGGAGGAGAGUGGAGGAGAACCGCCGGGUUCGUUUUGCGGAGGAAGUGGUGGCCAUAGAAUCUCCAGACAUGGAUCUGGACGCUUCAGACUUGGAGGAUGACUCAGCAGCUACAGAUGAGGACUCGGUGACAGAGCAGGAGUGUGAAGUGCAUCCGGUAGCGGCAGGGGAGGAGGCACCGGCCCGGCGGACAGCCCUCCCUGCGUGGAUACUGGCUCUGAAGAGGAAGAACACAAACAAGAAGCGCAGAUAGUGACUGUAAAACUGUCAGCGUGCUGCGUUCAUUCUCACGGACUUUGCGUUCUAUAAAUUAAACGAAUAAACUUAAGGGGAUACAGUUUGUCUCAAGAGCAGGUUGCUCUGCUUUGAAAACAUUUUUUUUGAAUGUGACAGUAUUUCAAAAAGUCAUAUCUGACCAGUAGUAGGCCUGGUGUGGAUACGUAAUCUCUUUUUCCCUCAUUUAUUUUCUGAAAUGUUUUGAUUUUAAGAUGCAAUAAGGGAAAUAAAUACUAUAUUGGGAUAUACAUAUAUAUAUAUUUAUAUUUUCUGCAGUGCACACAGAAAGCUUUAUAAGUGGAUGUUUUUGUCUUUCUUUUUCUUAUUGUUCCUGCUUUAUUAAGCAAAGUUUGAGCAGAGGUUAAAGACUUUUCCAGUUGCACUAGUGAUCCAAACUGAGGACUAUGCUGCAGUAACCCAACAGCUGAAUGUGCUGAAAGCAUUUUGUUGAUUCAGAUGUUCCUCCUUGUGCUCCUUCAGCCUUACACAUGACAGCAAUCUGCUGUCUGCGUCACUCACUUACUGUACUCACCACCCCACCCCACACUCCAUAUCCUGUCUCAGGGUAAUGGCUCCCAGUCCAGCCAUCAUAGAGAAUAAUCCCAAAGGAGGAAAGAUGUCUGAGCUGGAGUGGUCAGUGGUUUCUGAUCAGCUGCUCCUCUCUAUUCAAUACCACCAUUUGAUUUUGUAGAGAUGGAGACAAGCACCUGAGCCUUGAGUUCACUUAUUCUAGUGAGAAAGCAUCGACUUUGUAUAAAAGAUGAAUGUAGCCACUAGUUUUUAAGCCUUAUUUAAACAGCACAGUCCCGUCCUAUUUAAACCCUGAGCCAGGGCUGGAGCUGACCGAGGAACCAAGGACACUGCACACUCAUAUGGUAACACACUGUCAAUCAAAAGGUAACUCCUCCAUAAAUCGAACCCCGCUUUUUCUACAUGUGAUCACUGUUUGUGAAAUGAACAUCAUUCUUUCUUGAAUAAGACUUAAAACUAGCAGCUGUGACCAUAAAAUCAUCAGGAGAAUGUGAGAAGUACGUUUGUUUUUCACAGGUUGGUAUUUAAACAGUUCGUUUUCACAGCCAGAAACUGCUUUUAUCUUUUAUAUACUGUGUAUACAGAGUGAAUCAUCGUCUCACAUGAACCUCUGUGAAUUUUUUUAACAGCUGAGGCCGUUUUAUUUCUUUUUAGAUGUAGCAACAUGAGAGGCUGUGCAGUAUUGAGACAAAAAAUAAAGCGUCAGAGCUUUAGUUAUCUGUCUUCUUUGGUAGGGUUAGACGAGAAUUUCAAUGCCACUUUAUUAUUUGUGCCUUUUAUUUCUUUUACAGAAUAAACAAAUAAAAUAAAUUUAUACAGU